This is a messenger RNA of Drosophila mojavensis, 1107 nucleotides long. RefSeq lists its product as uncharacterized. The transcript is spliced from 3 exons. The record is from RefSeq and is a predicted model, not a curated record. Lineage: Eukaryota; Metazoa; Arthropoda; Insecta; Diptera; Drosophilidae. Gene Ontology annotation, molecular function: odorant binding. Bases 432 to 1034 code for a protein of 200 amino acids.
UCCUCGGACAUUUUGGCCAGCUUAUUGCCUUUGCCUUUACCCUUUUUGCCCAUCUUCAAGUGUUUCUAUUAAUUGCUAUUUGACGAAAGCUGCUUAUCAAAUUUCAAAGGCCAGUUGGUUCAACUAAUUGAGCGCACCAGACUAGAGGUCAGACUGAACAGAAAAAAUUGUACAAAAUAAAUGAAUGAAAAUCGAAGAAAGAAAAACAAAAAAACAAGUUGCUGCCAUGACGACCUUCACGCCUCCCCUCACCUGCCCCGGUUGUCAAGGGGUUGUUCAUCAUUUUUAAUGCUCAGCAUUUGAGCGUGCAUUAAAUUAACGAUUCGUACAUUUCAAAGCCCAUUAGGGCACUGACAACUGAUGCGGGCUGUGACGGAGCUGACACUAUAAAUGGGGCCCAUCCAGUGGGCAGCUUCAGGUUAGUAACUAGCAUGUGGCGAUUUAUAUUUGUAUUGGCUCUGCUGCUGGUGUACACUGCGCUGGGCAUACGCGUGAAUUGCCGUCACAUGGAGCGCAUUCACGAGGAUCACAUCCAUUACUGCUGCAAGCAUCCGGACGGCCACAACGACGUCAGCGAGCUCUGCGCCCAGAAGACCAACUUUAAGCUGCCCUCGAAGACGGAGGAGGCCAUGGAGGAUAACACUGUGGAUGCCGUCAUGACCGGCAAUUGCUGGGCCAAAUGUGUCUUCGAUCAUUAUAAAUUCUUGGUCAACGACACCCUGGACAUGCUGGCGGUCAGGAGUCACUAUAAGAGCGUGCACAGAUUGGAUCCGGAGUACGAGACUGAAAUGCUGGCGGCUUUUGACGAAUGCCAUUCGAAAGCUGUGGAGGCAACAUCUGUCUUCCUCUCGAUGCCCAUCGUACGCGCCUUCAGCAGUGCCAAUGUGUGCAAACCCCUGUCGAGCGUCAUCUUGUCCUGUGUGAUUCAGACGUUCUUCCAUAACUGUCCGAGAAGUCGCUGGUCCAACACCACAGAAUGUCUCGAGACUCUGGCGUUCUCCAAGCGGUGCAAGGAUGUGCUAACCACAAUGUGAAUGAAGGAAACUGAAAAACUAGCAUUAAAUUCUAUAUAUCUAUAUACUGGAAUUAUAUGAAAAGAUCAGCAUA